Molecule: messenger RNA, 4170 nt
Organism: Nanorana parkeri
Lineage: Eukaryota; Metazoa; Chordata; Amphibia; Anura; Dicroglossidae
Gene: GRIN2A
Product: glutamate ionotropic receptor NMDA type subunit 2A
Exons: 12
Coding region: 1-4011 (1336 amino acids)
Biological process (GO): excitatory postsynaptic potential; synaptic transmission, glutamatergic; monoatomic ion transport
Cellular component (GO): NMDA selective glutamate receptor complex; plasma membrane; postsynaptic membrane
Molecular function (GO): NMDA glutamate receptor activity; transmitter-gated monoatomic ion channel activity involved in regulation of postsynaptic membrane potential
Source: RefSeq, a predicted model, not a curated record
AUGAGGAUUCCGAGGAAUGUACCACUGCCAGAGUCGAGGGGAAGAGAGGAUGCAACAUCUACAUUCUUCCAGUUUGGAGCUUCCAUCACUCAGCAGGCUACCGCCAUGCUUAGCAUUAUGGUGGAAUAUGACUGGCAUGUAUUUUCUAUUAUAACAAGCACUUUUCCAGGAUAUCGAGGCUUUAUAAGUUUCAUAAAAAACACAGUGGACAAUAGUUUUGUGGAUUGGGAAGUGCAGAAUGUAAUUACUUUGGAUGCAUCAUAUACUGAUGCACAAACGCUAAAUCAGCUGAAGAAAAUCCAUUCUUCUGUUAUACUCCUUUAUUGUUCAAAGGAAGAAUCACUUAAAAUUUUUGAAGAAUCUCGGUCCCUUGGCCUUAUGGGAUAUGGUUACAUUUGGAUUGUACCCAACAUAGUUGUGGGGAACAAAGAAAUCAUACCAUUCGAAUUUCCUUCUGGAUUAGUUUCUGUAUCUUAUGAUGACUGGGAUUAUAGCCUGGAAGCAAGAGUAAGGGAUGGCCUUGGAAUUAUUACUACAGCUGCAUCAGCAAUGUUGGAAACCUAUUCAUCAAUACCUGAAGCCAAAACGAAUUGCUAUAUUGAAGAUGAACGCAAUGAAAUGCCAGCUCACACCCUUCACGAAUUUAUGGUCAAUGUGACUUGGGAUGGCAAAGAUUUGUCCUUUACGGAAGAUGGUUAUCAGGCAAAUCCAAAAUUGGUUGUUGCAUUGCUUAACAUGGAGAGGGAGUGGGAAAAGGUGGGAAAAUGGGAAAACAAAAGCCUGGAUGCAAAAUACCCGGUAUGGCCCAGAAUUUCAGGUGCUUUGGACAUUGAGCCUGAUGACAACCAUCUCAGUGUGGUUACAUUAGAAGAGGCACCAUUUGUGAUUGUUGAAAACAUGGAUUACCUGACAGGAACAUGUGUAAGAAAUACUGUGCCAUGUCGUAAAUACAUCAGGAUAAACAAUUCAACGACUGAGGGGACAUAUGUGAAAAAAUGUUGUAAAGGAUUCUGCAUAGAUAUCUUGAAGAAACUAUCAAGUACUGUGAAAUUCACAUAUGACCUUUAUCUCGUAACUAAUGGGAAGCAUGGAAAAAAAAUCAAUAACGUUUGGAAUGGAAUGAUUGGUGAAGUGGUUUACAAACGAGCAGUUAUGGCAGUGGGUUCACUCACAAUCAAUGAAGAGCGUUCAGAGGUUGUUGAUUUUUCAGUUCCAUUUGUCGAAACUGGAAUUAGUGUUAUGGUAUCACGUAGCAAUGGCACCGUUUCUCCAUCUGCUUUUCUAGAACCGUUUAGUGCUUCUGUCUGGGUGAUGAUGUUUGUGAUGCUUCUCUUGGUUUCCGCAAUGGCUGUUUUUAUAUUUGAGUACUUUAGUCCAGUAGGAUAUAACAGAAACUUGGCACAAGGAAAAGCACCACACGGACCUUCAUUUACUAUUGGAAAAGCUGUCUGGCUUCUUUGGGGUUUGGUCUUCAAUAAUUCUGUACCUGUACAAAAUCCAAAAGGCACAACCAGCAAAAUCAUUGUAUCAAUUUGGGCAUUCUUUGCUGUGAUUUUUUUGGCAAGUUACACUGCCAAUCUAGCUGCCUUUAUGAUUCAAGAAGAAUUUGUAGAUCAGGUGACUGGACUUAGUGACAAAAAGUUUCAACGAUCAUAUGAAUAUUCACCCCCAUUUCGGUUUGGUACAGUCCCUAAUGGAAGCACUGAAAGAAAUAUUAGAAAUAAUUAUCCUGAAAUGCAUCAGUAUAUGGUGAAGUUUAACCAGAAAGGAGUGCAGGAUGCCCUUGUCAGUCUAAAGACUGGAAAGUUAGAUGCCUUCAUCUAUGAUGCAGCAGUUCUGAAUUACAUGGCUGGAAGGGAUGAGGGUUGCAAGCUUGUAACAAUAGGCAGUGGCUAUAUUUUUGCCACAACAGGUUAUGGGAUUGCCCUCCAAAAAGGUUCUCGGUGGAAACGGCCUAUUGAUUUAGCUCUUCUUCAAUUUGUUGGAGAUGGUGAGAUGGAAGAACUAGAGACUUUGUGGCUCACUGGCAUCUGUCAUCAUGAGAAGAAUGAAGUGAUGAGCAGUCAACUGGAUAUUGAUAACAUGGCAGGUGUUUUCUACAUGCUAGCAGCAGCAAUGGGUUUGAGUCUGAUUACCUUUGUCUGGGAGCAUCUAUUUUACUGGAAGCUAAGAUACUGCUUUACUGGAGUUUGUACAGAAAAACCAGGAUUAUUGUUCUCCAUAAGUAGGGGUAUUUACAGCUGUAUUCAUGGAGUGCAUAUAGAAGAGAAAAGAAAAUCUCCAGAUUUCAGUUUUACUGCUUCUCAAACCAACAUGUUAAAGUUGUUGAGAUCAUCAAAAAACAUGGCUAAUUUAAGCAAUCUAAAUUCUUCCCAAUGUAAUUCUCCCAAAAGGGCAACUAAUUAUAUUCCAAGAGGGUCUCUGUUGAUGGAUAUGGUCCUAGACAAGGGGAAUCUAAUCUAUUCAGAUAACAGACCUUUUCAGCAAAAAGAGAUGUAUAUUGAAAAUGCACAUGAUCUCUCCAUGAUACCUAGCAACCGCCAUAAGGACAAUCUUAACAAUUAUGUCUUUCAAGGCCAACACCCCUUAACAUUAAAUGAAUCUAAUCCCAACACAGUUGAGGUUGCAGUCAGUGCAGAACCCAAAGCAAAUUCAAGACCAAGGCAGCUUUGGAAAAAGUCAGUAGAGACUUUAAGGCAGAAUCAGGGUUCAAUCAAUGAAAAUGGAAAUGAAGAGCCCAAACCAUCCAGCAAAAACAAGCACUUUCUUCCAGAAGAUGGAAAUUUUUCUGAUGCAUCUGACACAUCAAGUAGAGCAGCCUGCCAGGUAGACCCUGAAAGCAAUGGCAAAUCUCACAAGAGUAAGGAUAACCUAAAGAAACGAUCCAUAUCAAAAUAUCCUAGAGAUUGUAGUGAGGUUGAGCUGUCUUAUUUGAAAAAUAAACAAAGUUCUGGUCGUGAUAUAAUCUACACCAUCAAUGGAGACAAGGAACCUAAUUUCAUGGUGGAGCAGGCUCAGUAUGAUGACAAUGUCCCUGCUAAAGAGGAAGAAGAUUACCCUGAGGUGUAUCAAGAUCACAAUGACAAUUACAAAAAGUCAGAAUCUUCUCUUCAUAUUAAUAGGACUCCUUUGCACAAUGAGGACAGUCUUCCAAACAAUGAUAUUCAGUACAAAUUAUUUAAUAAACAUUAUAGUUUAAAAGAGAAGAAUGCAUCUAUGACAGAAGUCAAUGACAGACAUAGACAAAAUUUGACCCACUGUCGAAGCUGUCUUUCUAAUGUACCCAGUUAUACUGGUCAUUACUCAACCAGGUCCCCUUAUAAAUGUGAUGACUGCCUACAUAUAGGAAACCUUUAUGACAUUGAUGAAGACCGAAUGCUACAUGAGACAGCUAACUCUAUCCAUUCUGAAGAUGUUUUUGAGCACAACUGGAUCGAGAACAAUGCUCUACAAUUUCAGAAGAAGAACAAGUUAAGAAUCAACAGGCAGCAUUCUUGUGAUAACAUAAAUAAGCCCAGGGAGAUAGACAUUGAGAGACCAUCCCGUAGCAUAAGCUUAAAAGAUAAAGAACGAUAUCUGCAAGAAAGCCCUAUUGCUAACCUCCUUAUUGUUCCCUCAGAAAAACUAUUGGGAAAUAAGACUCCACUUUAUACACACUCUUUAAAGGAAACCAAGCGAAGCAGAUCCCUUUACCCAGAUAUUUCCUCUGAAUUGUUCCUGCAUUCUUUUCAGGAGAACCAAAACCUGAGUCAUGGACAGAGCACCUCUGACAUUUAUAAACAAUCAACAUCAUUUAAAGCAAGAAGUGAUAAUUAUUUAAGGUCCUCUAUUAAAUCUACCACUUCAUAUUCCUCAAGGGAUGGACGGGUACCCAAUGACAUGUGUGUUUCAGAAUAUGUCAUGCCUUAUGCUUCAAGCAAGAAUAGUAUAUGCCCAACUCCAAGGGUUGUAAAUUCCUGCAGCAAUAGACGUGUAUUUAAGAAAAUGCCUAGUAUUGAAUCAGAUGUUUAAAUGUUUACUGUAUGUACCAUGACUUGCACGAAAUGAAAAAGGAAAAAAAAAAUGGUAUAGCUGCCAACAGAAACCAAGACUCAUGAACAAUGCUUAGGAAAAGCAGUGUUAGCUUUCUCAGUAAAUAAUAUUCCCAGGGCUUCCUCUGAUCCCAGUCUA